AUGAACGGGACAACGACCGCUGAAGUGAUCGACAAGGAAGCAGCUGCGAGGGAGAUGAACGGCCUCUUAUUCAUCCCGCUGCAGCGCGCCGUUCGCCGGGGCUCCCGUCGGAACGUGCUGGUGGGGUCGUCGCACGCCGUCAAGAUCACAUGCGCGGGGUCGUGCCGCUCGCUCUACGCCGGCGACUACUACACGGGCGAGACGCAGCUGAGCCCGCUGCCGAUCCGCUGGAUGAGCUGGGAGGCGCUGUUCCUGGGCCACUUCAGCAGCCGCAGCGACGUCUGGUCCUUCGGCGUGACCCUGUGGGAGAUGCUGACCCUGGGACGACAGCAGCCCUAUGAGCGCCUCUCUGACGAAGGGGUCAUCGAGAACCUGUCGCACUUCUACCACGACGACGGAGGGGAGAUGUUCCUGUCGCAACCUGCCCUGUGCCCGAGGGAGAUCUACGACCUCCUGCAGGAGUGCUGGAGACGCAACGAGGCCGACCGACCCAACUUCAGGGACAUCCACGUCUUCCUCCAAAGGAAGAAUCAGGGCUAUUCCCCGGAGGCGUGAAGGAUGGGGUGGGUGACUGUUUACGGGAAGACCAAAAAUGGAACGGAGGUCAUCCUACGGAGGAUAGAGUGAAGCGGUUGGAAAGCCCGCGGGAUUCGCCAUUUUGAGCCGUCGAUUCGCUCUUCGUGGCUCGAGUUUCCCGCGCUUUCGCUCCCGCAGAUCCCUCCGCCUCCUGCCAUUCCUCACGAAUAAGCUUUAUUUUACAAGGUAUCCGGUCAUGGAGGAAGAAGAUAGGUCAUUUAGGAUGAUAAAGAAAGAAAUUGUGAUAUGUUAUCGUCUGCUGGUGCCGCCUGGACGUCAUUCGGGAGAGAUAAUGGACUCUUACGUACGUGAUCUUCCGCGACAUAUCCGCGACGUUAAGUAGUGCGUGUAUCGGACCGAAAGUAUAUUUUGCCAAAAAAAAACGGUGAUAGUCAAGACAAUCAUUUACUAUAUUUGAAUGGAAUGAUUACAGGAUUCCUGAAGGGAAGUAACGAUAGAAACAGUAACGGAUAAAGCACAUACUGCUUAGGGAAGCGUGCAUGGCGGAAUGGUACAAAUUUCUUCCUCAAGAACAAGAAAAGGACAAGUUAAGAAGAGGAACAGGAAGAGGAACUGUAGUCAUCCACCUUAUAAAAGUGCAAUAAUUAGCAGCCAAAAAGAAAAGAAAAGAUAAUGACAUUUAAGACAAACAAAAAAUGCCCGAUCUCUGAAGGGGCCAGACAAAAAAAUCAAAACCUGAGGCCAGCCAGGAUGGACGACUCAACUUACAUCACAAACGCAGUGAUAUUUUGAGCCUCUU
Penaeus vannamei (Pacific white shrimp) is the source of this 1336-nucleotide messenger RNA. NCBI's taxonomy places the organism in Eukaryota, Metazoa, Arthropoda, Malacostraca, Decapoda, Penaeidae. The record is from RefSeq and is a predicted model, not a curated record.